AUGGAGCAACCAUCUGAAGACUUUGUACAUAUUGUUAUUAUUUUAUCAAGAUAUAUUAACAACGAUCAAGAUAGCAACGAUAAUUUAAAGAGAGAAACAAAACAACGAUUCAAAGAGUGUAGUGAAUCUACACCUGAUAAAGUAGUAUCAUGGUUACUCUAUUUAAUCAUAAAGGCUACUUGUACUAUGAUUAAAGAGAAAGCAGCACAGUUACUUGAUAGAUUGUUGAUCAAAAAAGAUAUUUACUUUAUAGCAAGUUUGUCAGCAGAGAUUGUGAAUGUAGUCAAAGUUGAAACAAUCGAGUUGUUAAAGACCAAACUUACAGAUAGCUUUAGACAACACUUGAUUGGUAUCAUUGAAUCAUUUGCAACUUAUUUAAUACCUACUGGCCAAUGGAAUGAUUUGAGACCAUCAAUACAGAAAGUUAUAAAACAAGGAUCACCUUUAGUAUUCCUAGAUAAUGUAAAAUCAUUGAUGACAGUAGUGUUACCAAAGUAUGACUAUAAAAUAACUAAAAAGGAGGUGUUGAUAGAUAUAAUCAACUCUGGUGGUGAAUUGGCCAAGGAUCAGUAUGAAUCAUUCAUGCCGGGUCUAAUAGAAAUACUUGCAGAUGAAACCGUCAAAGAAGAAUGCAAAGAAAAGAUUAUAGAUAAUCUUCAAAAUAUCUAUAUUUACGACUACCCAGAUUGGAUGAAAGAACACAUUCAAUCGAUCAUUGAAGCAUUGAUAAAAUUAUUGUUGUUUCACUGUGAAAAGGGUUUGAUAGCAGACAAUAGCACCCAAAGUAUAGUCGGCUGCUUUUUGUUAAAGAUUAUAGAUCGUGAUCUUCACGAGUUGACCAAAACUCACAUUGAAAGAAUCAUCACUCAUUUAUACGAUCGGUUAUCUCUUGUAGAGAUUGAUGAUGCGUCAGUGAAACAGUGGACUGAUCGUUACACCAAUCCUACCGAAAGAAACAUUUUCAACCUCAACUAUAAUGAAGAAGUGGAUCUUGGUAUUAUCAGAAACUUUCACACCGAUCAAUAUGAUAAACUGGGUUCUCCCUGUUCAUGUUUUGGUUUGGUGAAUUCAUUUGAUUUUUUAAAAAAUGGCAUAAAAGAAUCAAUUGACCAACAAUUCAACAUCUUGAUACAAUCACAAUCGUGGAAACAAAGAUAUGCAGCAUUGAUUGGUUCAUCAAUCUUUUGUACAAAAUUUCCCAAUUAUUAUUUAUCAUCACAUCAAGUUUCAUUUGUUUUAAAGUCAGUAUUAAAAUUGGUUGAUGAUGAAAAUAUCCAAGUUAGAUGGGCAUCAUUGCAAUGUUUAGUUCAAUUGACUCUUGAUUAUCCUCAAACAACCUAUGAAUCACGAGAAGAAAUAUUUUCAGUCAUUCUCGAAUCAAACUUGAUUUGUCAUGAUGAACAAACAAAUAAUAGUAUUCAAAGCCGUUUUUGUGUAUUGAUGCAAUGCAUGAUGCAUAUAUUGGAAAAUGAUGAAAUGAUUCGUGAUAAUGAUUUAAAAGGAAUUCGUGAUAAUGUUAUGGAUGGAUUAUGUAGUUCAUUGGAAAUACUAUUGCAAUCAUCAAAAAUAAUGGUAGUUGAACAUGCAUUACUAUCAUUAAUGUCGAUUAUUGAUAUUCUAACCAAAAAAUUAAGACCUGUAAGUGUCGUUCAGUUAAAAAUCCUUCCUACACCCUGUAUGAUACAAAAUGCUUCGAUGGCACUGGACGAGGCCGCAAAGCUUGACAAGGAUAGAUUCUCACCCUAUGCCAUGGAUGCGUUACUGGGACUCAACGCCAUAGCAUCUACACCAUCACCAGAUCCUAUGGACUAUGAUGAAGUCGCAGAACUUGCCACCAAGAAUCAAUCAAAUCAAAUGGGAUCUGAAAUUGGAAGUUCAGCUCUUGGUCCAAGUCAACCAUUCCAAAAAAAAUUAAAUAUCUCAGCUGACCGUAUUGAGAGAGAUAGAGAUACAUAUCAUAUUGUACAUGUUAUGGAGCAACCAUCUGCAGAAGAUUGUUUAAAGUUAUUCAAUAAACAAUCAUUUAAAGAGUGUUGUGAAUCCACACCUGAUAAAGUAGUAUCAUGGUUACUCUAUUUAAUGAUCGACAGUAGUAGUAGUACAUCUUUACCUCAUCUUACUUGUUUAUCUCAGAGUCAAGACAAAGCAGUCAAGUCACUCGAUAGAUUAUUAAUCAAAAAAGGUGAUGACUUUAUAGCAGCUUUGUCAAAAGAGAUAGUAGAUGACGUCAAAGUUAAAACAAUCGAGUUGCUAAAGGCUACACUUACAGAUACAUUGAAACAACAUUUGUUUGGUAUCAUUGGAUCAUUUGCAAAGUAUUUAAUACCUAGAGGUGAUUGGAAUGAUUUGAGACCAUCAAUAGAGAUGAUUAUCAAUCAAGAAGGAUCAUCGCCUUCUCCACUCCUAGAUAAUGCAAAAGCAUUGAUGACAGUAGUAUUGUCAAAGUAUGAUGCCAAAAUAGAUAGUAAAAAGGAAGAGUUGAUAAAUCUAAUCAACUCUAGUGGUCAAUUGGCCGAGGAUCAGUAUGAAUCAUUCAUGCCCAGUCUGCUCGAAAUACUUGUGGAUGACACUGCUGUCAAAGAAGAAUGUAUUGAAAAGAUUAUCGACAGUCUUACAGAUAUUCUUAAAGAGUACCCAAAGUGGAGAAAUACAUUCAAUCAACCAAUCAUUGACACAUUUAUCAAAGUGUUGGAUAGAUACCAUGAAAAGGGUAUAGUUUCAGACAAUCGCAUCAAAGGUUUAAUAUAUGAAUUUUUGUUGCCGCUUGCCUUGAAUAAUUGUAAAGAAGAUUUGACUGACAGACAACUUGACAGACUCGUUGUCCAUUUAUAUGAGCGGUUAACAGAAGUUCCAGUUAAACUGUGGACUGCAAUCAAUGAUAGAUUCACCCAUCCAGGAAAUUCAAGCAACAUUUUCAACCUCAACUAUGAAGAAGAAGAAGAAGAUUUAAUUCUCAUCAAAGUACGAGGAUCUGAUACAUUCCAACUCGUUCCAUCUUAUAAAGAUUUUCAUCGAUUACUGGAUCAACGUGGCCACGUAAAAGAUACCAUUUUAAAACAAUUCGACAUCCUAGUAAAAUCUCAAUCGUGGAAACAAAGAUAUGUAGCAUUGAUUGGUUUAUUAAUAUUUACUAGAACUACACAUUACCAUAAUAGUUUAAAAAAAUGGAAACGUUUUCCAAAUAUUUUAGAGUCGGUAUUAAAAUUGGUUGAUGAUGAAAAUUUAGAAGUUAGAUGGGCAUCAUUACAAUGUUUAAUUCACUUUUCCUUUGAAUAUAGCUAUGAGAUGGUUCGAUCGCAUUCAAGAGAAGGAGUAUUUUCAGUCAUUCUCGAAUCAGUAAACGCGAGUGACACAAAUGAACGUAUUCAAAGUCGUUUCUGUGCAUUGAUUCAAUGCACUAUUCUUAUACUGGACAAUGAAGAGAUUCGAGAAAAUGAUUUAAAAGGACUAUGUCAUUCAUUUGAAAUGUUACUCCAAUCUUCAAAUAUAAUUGUUGUUGAACAAGCAUUACUAGCAUUAAUGUCUGUUAUUUCUGUUGUUAAAAAACAAUUAAGACCUUAUUUUGGAAAUAUUACUCCCAUUCUAUUAUCAUUGUUGGAAAAACAUCAAAUUCUAGCAACAAAAGAAUCAAGAGUAUUAAGGUGUCGUGCAAUCAAAGCAAUUGUAAUGUGUGGUAAAGUGGUCGACAAGAAGACAUUUUCAACAUACAUGUACAAGUUGAUGAUGUUUGUUGGAAAGAAUGAAGGGUCGGUUGAUUUGGUUGUUGAUGUUUUUAGAUUUUUGGAGACACCAUUACCAAAUCUAGAAGAAGAGGAAAUUACACCAUCAAAACAAGAUAUUUAUAGGGUGGCGUCAACACUCAAGAGCUUGCACAAUGCCUAUUUGCACGAUAUUGUUUAUAAACCAUUGGCACCAUUUAUUGAUCGAUUGGCUAUACCUCUAUACAAUUUGUCAAAGUGUACAGUCAACUGCAGAAUUCAAUUUUUCUCUCUUACAAGUUUACCUAGCUGUGUUGAGUUGUCCAAGUUAAAGUAUGGUGCAAGUAGCGACAAGACACGAGAGAUGUUUGGCAUGUUUUACGAUUUGGUAUUCUUGUGGUGUCCACUAGAGACCAACUGGCGCUUGUUGCAAAAUCUAGUUGGUGUUGCAGGCUAUCUCAUUGAAGCGAUGGAAGGUAGUGAAAUAUCAUUGGAUCUGAUUCAAUCGACGAUAUCUCUAUUUCACAAGUUGGAAGAAAAAAUGGACGAUGGUGUUCGCCAGUUACAACAAGACGGAGAUGAAGAUGGAGAUGAAAAUGAAAAUGAAAAUGAAGAUGAAGAUGAAGAUGAAGAUGAAGAUGAAGAUGAAGAUGAAGAUGAAGAUGAAGAUGAAGAUGAAGAUGAAAUACCACCCAAAGAAGACAUACUCGAUUCAAUCUAUCAUUUGAUGGAGAGCUAUAUCAACAAGGAAGCAAUCCUAUUUUUUAUGGCACAGUACUGUGAGUUUGGUGGUGAGUCGGCAGUCAAGGCAUUCCCACAGAUCAUACCAACCGUUAUCGGCUGUCUACUCGAUAGUUCGCUCGGUGUGAAUCAGGCUUUGGGUACACUGAAUAGUGCAGCAUAUCUUAACAAGGAUAAAUUCUCACCAUUUGCCAUGGAUGCGUUACUGGCCAUCGAUGACAUGGCAUCCAAUUUAUCCUCCUCAGAGGACUCAAUGAUGAACCAUGUCACCACAGUUAUGGGCAAUAUCAUCCGUCAUGUACCACUACCCAAAGAAAAUAUCGGUAUCAUCUUCCCAAAAUGGUUGAACCAUAUUGACGAGGACGAUGAGAUUAAUGAGGAAGUAAUCCCCAACCUUUGCGCCACUAUCCGUCUCUACCCCAACGAAUGUCUCGGUCAACAACACCAACAUGUUGACCAGAUACUCCAAAUCAUCCAACACUAUCUCGACAAUACAUAUGUCGAAAAAGAAUUACUCAAUGAUACCUUAACAUUUAUAAAUAUUUAUCAGGAGAAAUAUUGGACUUGGGAGAAGGCAGCACAGUUACUUGAUACAUUAUUGGUCAGAAAAGGUGAUGACUUUAUCAAAUCAUUGUCACAACAUAUCAUUGAAUCAUUUGCAAUCUAUUUAAUUCCAAAAGGUCAUUGGAAUAAAUUACAACCAUUAUUGGAGACUAUUUUAAAUGGAGGAGAGGAAGAAGAGGAAGGAUCAAUAUUAAAAGAAAAUGCAAAAGAAUUAAAAGCAGUUCUAUCAAAGUAUGACUUUAAAUCGUCUCACAUUGGGAGGUUUGUAGACAUGUUGAAAAAUGCUGGUGGUUUGAUAACUGACGAGCAUUAUAGAUCAUAUAUACCCUAUCUGCUAGAAAUGGUGGCACAACUGGAUGACACGACCAUUGGUGUAUGUCUACAUAUAGAACAGACUGUAUUCCAUCUUACCAAUCUAUCUCAAAGAUUACCCAGUGUGGAUGAAAGAGCUCAUUCAACCAAUCAUUGCAAUGUUGAUCAAAUUGUUGGAUAG
Cavenderia fasciculata is the source of this 5496-nucleotide messenger RNA. RefSeq lists its product as uncharacterized. Gene Ontology annotation, molecular function: nuclear import signal receptor activity. The transcript is spliced from 17 exons. The coding region runs from base 1 to 5496 and encodes 1831 amino acids. Gene Ontology annotation, cellular component: cytoplasm; nucleus. NCBI's taxonomy places the organism in Eukaryota, Evosea, Eumycetozoa, Acytosteliales, Cavenderiaceae. The record is from RefSeq and is a predicted model, not a curated record. Gene Ontology annotation, biological process: protein import into nucleus.